Molecule: messenger RNA, 841 nt
Organism: Nymphaea colorata (pocket water lily)
Lineage: Eukaryota; Viridiplantae; Streptophyta; Magnoliopsida; Nymphaeales; Nymphaeaceae
Exons: 2
Coding region: 52-651 (199 amino acids)
Source: RefSeq, a predicted model, not a curated record
CACGACUCAAGGCACAACCUGUACGUGCCACCUUCCCGGCCUAACUUCCCCAUGCAGGGGAUCAGUUUUCUGCUUCCCAACCGCUCUCCUCAAUCUUUUCCAUUUGGAUGGAAUGAAGAAGAAGAAGAGAUGCAAGAAGAAAGACUAAAGAUAGGUGAUAAAUUGGGUUCUCCACGGAUGAAGUUGAUUGUUUUGUUUGUAGUUCUCCUCUUCUUCCUCUGCUCUUCAUGGCCCAAGUUGGGGUCUGCAUCAGACGGGGGUCGGACCGAUGGAGAGAAGCACGAAGAGGGUAAGAAGCAUGAAGAAGAAGGAAGGAGUGGACUAAGAGGGCAAGAACCAGACGUGGUAGAGAGGGCUAUGGGCAUUGGCACUUUGCGGAGCCAUUGGGAUGUGAUCAAGUCAUGGUUCCAUCUCGCCAUUCUCAAGUCCCCACUUCACCGACCUGAUAUGAGGAAGGAAGAGACGCCUGGUAUAGUAACAGGUGCAGGGGAGGUGGUGAAGGAGGCCGUGUCCAAGAGCUACGAGACAAGCAAGCAUGCUGCAGAAGCCUCUGCAAAACUGGCCGGGGAGGCUGUCCAGGUCACAACCAAGAAAGUGAAGAGAAGCAUGCCUUCUUCCCCAAGACCGGAUGCUGAUUAUGAUGAAUUGUGAGAACGUUCAUUAAAGUGAUUGUAUAGCUCCCAUCGUUUCAUUCUUUCUUUUCCUGUGUUUUUCUUGGCCAGAACCAUAGCCAUACUGCGUCUUUCUUUCUUCGAUUUUUUGGUUGUUCGUCGACGUUGAAGGGAAGAUUGUAGUAAUUGCAGGCUUUUUUUUUUUUUUCCUGUAGCAGAAAUCUUGCUUA